Penicillium paradoxum is the source of this 846-nucleotide messenger RNA. RefSeq lists its product as uncharacterized. The transcript has 5 exons. The record is from RefSeq and is a predicted model, not a curated record. NCBI's taxonomy places the organism in Eukaryota, Fungi, Ascomycota, Eurotiomycetes, Eurotiales, Aspergillaceae. The coding region runs from base 1 to 846 and encodes 281 amino acids.
AUGGUCCCCUUUGCACGAGACUUCUCCAGAGAAACAGGCAGUGGUAGUCCAAACAACCAUCAAACCUUUGGCAUACGGAAUAAAGACAAUAUGAACUACCACAACCCAUCUUUCGUGCCCACUGGGCCCCGAAAUCAUCAGCACAAUGGACGUGCUCAGAACAACCGCGGGAACCACAAUCACUGGAACAACAGAAACAAUCAGAAUGACUCUGGCUAUGCGAAGAGCAACAACUGGAACAAUCACAAAGGCCCUGGUAGUUCCAAGAUCCACAAAAACUGGAACGACCGCAAUGGUUCUGGCUAUGCCAACAGCCAAGACCAUCACAAUCCCAACCGUUGGAACACCCACCAAGUUUGCGAUGACAAUAAGAAAAACGGUGGAAAGGGCAACUACAAGGGCAAGAACUUCAAUCCCAACUACAAAGGCAGGAGCUCCGAUCCCAACUACUACAAGGGGAAGAGCUCCAAGCCGCAAUCUGAUCAUCCUGUACGGGAAAAGGUGGCUCCAGCUCGAAAGAGCAAUCUGGAAAAUCAACACUCCAAUCCUUACCAUCCAUACCCGCAACGCCAUGAAGGAUAUCCCAACAACCAUUGCAAUGGCUAUCAGGACCAGAACCACCAGGCUCUGCCUUACAAGCUCUACAAUACAAGCCAAGACGAAGAUAUUGAAAUGGUCGAUGCACCAUCCGAUGAGCCAAAUGAUAUUGAAAUGCCCGAUGCACCACCUUCGCCCAUCGACCCCAGAGCUGCCGCCUUACACAUGAGUGCCUACGCAGUCAAGGAAAUCGCUGAGACUAUGAUCAAGCUGAUAGAAAACUACGACGCAAGCCUGAUCCCCAACUGA